This is a messenger RNA of Sordaria macrospora k-hell, 318 nucleotides long. RefSeq lists its product as uncharacterized. The record is from RefSeq and is a predicted model, not a curated record. NCBI's taxonomy places the organism in Eukaryota, Fungi, Ascomycota, Sordariomycetes, Sordariales, Sordariaceae.
AUGCUCAUCGGCAAAAUGCUCAAACUGAGGCAGCAACUCAACAAACUCUCCAAACCCAUCUUCGUCUACCUUGCCGCCCUCCAAGACGUGCCCGUCAACCCCAUCAACAUCACUACCACCCUCGCGACCGCCGCGACUACGACGACUUCAGUCGUACCGCCGCCCACGCCGUUUCCUUAUGCGUACUCGUUGUCGUCAUACCCGUCUGAGUCCGGGCCGGAACUGGGAUCGGUUAUCUGGUGGGGUGGAAGCGGGAUGGAAGAGGCGGAGGAGAGCGUGUUGGGGAUCAUCAUCAGGGGUUUGGGUCUGUGGGUUUAG